Molecule: messenger RNA, 4734 nt
Organism: Dermochelys coriacea (leatherback sea turtle)
Lineage: Eukaryota; Metazoa; Chordata; Testudines; Dermochelyidae
Gene: SLC38A4
Product: solute carrier family 38 member 4
Exons: 16
Coding region: 440-2086 (548 amino acids)
Biological process (GO): amino acid transmembrane transport
Molecular function (GO): amino acid transmembrane transporter activity
Source: RefSeq, a predicted model, not a curated record
AGAGAUUUUCUCCAUCACUGGCAGGUUGUGUUUGAUUGCCUGAUUUUUGUAGAUAUAGAUUUAAAAUAAGCAUCUGGAUACUAUAUGAAUCUGCUUCUUGGAACGCAAAAAAAGUUUGGUUUUAGAGGUACUGUUAUGAAUGAGUUUACCAUUGACUCAGCAAGGACCCAGUUCUUUUCUUUACUUCAUCUGGAGUUAUUCAUGUCCUCAGUGGGCAAAAUCAGACCCUUGGAAUGUAAGCCUGCCUAGCUAUCUCUGACCUAAUGCCAGAUUCAGUAAUCAGUCUCAGUCUAAGUGCUGGAGUGGCAGCAGAAAGAAAUAAACAGAGCAGCUAUCUCUGAACAGAGUGUUCUGAAAGUUAACACAUGGUGGAGAGAACCUGUAAGCAGAAGGUACAGUAUUGUUUACACUGUAGAAACUAGAAGCGCUGACCACUCAAAUGGAUCGCAUGGAACUGCAAAAUGUCAACAUCAAACUUGAUGAGGAGAGCAAUAGCGGAGAAAGCAUUGAAGAUAGCUACACUGAUAUAAUAGAUCCAGAAAAAGCUACUAUUAGCAGUCAAUUUGCUAAUGAUGAUGCAGAAAGUCAGAAGUUCCUUCCGAAUGGAUUUCUGGGCAAAAAGAAAUUGGCAGACUAUCAGGAGGAAUAUCAUCCAGGAACUACUUCCUUUGGAAUGUCAGCAUUUAACCUGAGCAACGCCAUCAUGGGGAGUGGCAUCUUAGGGCUGUCAUAUGCCAUGGCCAACACCGGAAUUGUACUUUUUGUAAUCCUACUGCUCAGUAUAGCAAUAUUAUCCCUCUAUUCAGUUCACCUUUUACUGAAGACCUCAAAAGAAGGAGGCUCCCUAAUAUAUGAAAAAUUAGGUGAAAAGGCAUUUGGAUGGCCUGGAAAAUAUGGUGCUUUUGUUUCGAUUAUAAUGCAGAAUAUUGGUGCAAUGUCAAGCUACCUCUUUAUUAUUAAAUAUGAACUUCCUGAAGUAAUCCGAGCAUUUCUGCAUCUUGAAGAGAAUUCUGGAGAAUGGUACCUGAAUGGUAACUACCUCAUUAUAUUUGUGUCAGUUGGAAUUAUUCUUCCACUUUCCCUUCUAAAAAAUUUAGGUUACCUUGGUUAUACGAGUGGAUUUUCACUUACCUGCAUGGUUUUCUUUCUCACUGUGGUAAUCUACAAGAAAUCCCAAAUACCUUGCCCUCUCCCUGUCCUGGAAAAUAGCGUUGGAAACUGGACCUACAACAACAACUCAGUUCCGAUGCACUUAGUGAUGUUACCAAAUGAGUCUGUUAAUUCUAAAGUGAAUUUCAUGAUGGACAAUACACCUGGGCACACCACAGGUUUUGAGGAGGCAAAAGACACCCUACACACAAGUGGAGUGGAAUAUGAAGCCCACAGUGAUAGUGAUGAUAUGUGCCAACCCAAAUAUUUUGUGUUUAACUCACAGACUGCCUAUACAAUACCCAUCCUGGCAUUUGCAUUCGUAUGCCACCCUGAGGUGCUACCAAUAUACAGUGAACUUAAAGACCGGUCACGAAAGAGAAUGCAGAAUGUUUCAAACAUCUCCAUUGCUGGAAUGCUGAUAAUGUAUCUGCUUGCUGCUCUCUUUGGUUAUCUUACCUUCUAUGGAGAAGUUGAAGAUGAAUUACUUCAUACAUACACCAAAGUGUACACCUUCGACACCCCUCUUCUGCUGGUUCGCCUGGCAGUGCUUGUGGCUGUCACCUUAACUGUGCCCAUAGUCCUUUUCCCUAUCCGCUCAUCAGUCACUGCAUUGUUGUUUCCCAAAAGGCCAUUCAGUUGGAUAAGGCAUUUCCUGAUCGCAGCAGUAAUUCUUGCAUUUACUAACACGCUUGUAAUUUUUGUGCCUGCUAUUAAAGACAUCUUUGGAUUCAUUGGUGCAUCGGCUGCCACAAUGUUGAUUUUCAUUCUUCCUGCUGCCUUCUAUCUACGGCUUGUUAAGAAAGAACCUUUGAGGUCACCCCAGAAGAUUGGGGCGCUGAUAUUUCUCAUAGUUGGCAUAAUCUUUAUGCUUGGAAGCAUGACUCUAAUUGCACUGGACUGGAUUUACCACUCUUCAAGUUCCAAACAUCACUAACCUGUGCAGUCGUGAAAGUACGUCUCAGACAGGAAAUGCUUGGAUACCAUGCUCCAAAAGACACUUGACACCUAGAUGGGAGUGUUAUUCCUAGCUAAUAAUUGCAAGAUUCCAAAGACUGUGACUAGUAAUGCCACUAGAACCCUAUGGAAUACUAAAUCAUCCUUCUUACAAGGGAUAGUUAUUUAUACAUUAAAAACCUGUGCUGAACAUUUCUAGCUGGGUUAUAAUAAAAUGUGUGUUGCAAAUUUUUUCCCAAAAGCACAAUAAGAGUAACUAUUCAUAUAGUCUUCAAAAAUCAAUUUUUCCCCAUUAUUUUGAUAACUACAGUUCCUAGGAAAACAAUACACAGUGUCCAAAAAUCAGCUAGUGCCUUUUUAUAACUGAAAUACAUGGACAUGGCUUAAAAGCAGGGCAGAAUGUAAGAGAAAAGGCAGGAGCUACCUAGGUGGUCUGAAAUCUAAGUAUCAUUGAUCUUUCAAGUCAGGAAGAUGACAACUUUGACCAACUAGUCAACAAAGCUGAAUGUUAAAUUUGUUGUUACCUGUACUGUCAGUCAUCAGGUGUGUUAGAGCGGUUAAACCCUCAUUCAAAAUAAAACAAAAAAAACAUGCUAACAUGGGCCCCAGUCCUACAAUCAGAUCUGAGUGAGCGGACUCCUGCACGGAUGUGACUGCCAUAUGAAGCAGGGUUCCACCUGCCUGGAUCAAGUUGCAGGGCUGGGGCCUAUAUUUAAAUAAGACUUCUACAUAACUAUUGUUCUGUUAUUAUAUAUAUCUGUGCUGGGAGCAGCCGGUGGUUCUGGUGUGGGGUUUGGUUGUUUUUUUAAAAUUCUUGUAAACGUGUGAAUUUAGGUCACUGAACAACUUGUAAUCUGUCUAUAAACUCGUCUUCCAUUAUAACUCAGAGAUUUAAGGAGACCACAAGGCAUGUGAAAGCACACCACCCAGUAUUGUUUGAUACAUUUUUAUUUGAGGUGUUCAGUGCAGGAAACUGUGAUUUACUAUAUAUAUAUAUUUAUGUAUAUAUUCUUUUUCUCUAACUAUCAGAAUGUUAAUGUAUGGUACAUUAUUUUUGAUUUUUUAUAUGGGUAGUUCUUUGUUUUUAUAGCCACAAACUUUAUACUAUUUUGAAGAAAAGAGAUUGGGUUGUUGGGUCUGUAAAAAGUUCAUUUUUAUGUAUCAGUGCUUGACAAAUAGUUGUGAAAGCCCAAGCUGUUACCUGUGUAAAAAGACACUCUGAUGUUUACUACAAUAUCAUCUUAUAAAAAAAUUGCAACAAUACAGGCCCCUCUUCUCCUAAGAAUUGUCAAUAUAUGCUGUACAAUUCUGUAUUUUUGCCCUAGAUUACAAAACUAGGUAGUUUCUUCUGUUAAUGUAUUUUAGCUUGCAUAUGUAUGCAUUAGCAUUAAGUCAGCAUAUACAAUUAAGCUAUAUAAUUUAAUACAAAGGAAAAGAUUAAUUCAAGAGCAAGUUUAUCAUUCUAGGCAGUUGAGCAAAACAAAGAGAAGUUAUAUAUUACAUGGGUGGUUAGUUAGCACUCACUAUCCUAGGGGCUCUGGCUGUUUACUUUAUGACAUGUGGGGUAAGUUCUGACCUAAUUUAGACCACACACUCUCUCCAUUCUCACCAGUGCAAAUCAAAAGUCUGUGGAAUCAGAUUAGAUCUGCACAAAAUAUGACUGAGUGAAGAAUCAGGGUACAAUUCAGCCAAUUGUUUAAAUUUGAAAAUUAAAAACUAUGAUGUAUUCAGCCAUGUAUUAAUUAGUAAAGCCAUGCAGAGUUAUGGUUUGUCUGACUAAUCUAUUUAAUUUGAUAUAGAAUUGACUGUGUCUGUGUGUGUGUACGCACACAGAGCUUUAAUGUCUCAAAGAAAUGGUCCCAAUUGAGUUAUAUCUUUCUGUGUACUAUUUUAUUCUUGUAUAAAAGUACUGUAACCUUGGUAUCGUGGAGCACAUUUCUAUGUAUGUAUUCAUUAUUAAGAAAAAACUGCAAUAUUAUUUUGGUUAGGAUCUUUAAGGGGAUUAAUACAAACAAGGCAGUGAUUGUACUGAUACAGAACAUCUUUAACAUCAGUGUCUGAUGCUGUAAUCCUUUCACACACACAAAAUUCCCAUCGACAUCAGUCAAAAUUAUGCAUGUAAAAGGACUGCAGCAUUGAAUUAUAAUUGUGGUUUGGUUUUGGAGGGGCUGUUAAUCGAGGACUUGGAAAUACAUUCAGAUAUUUGAUAAUUAUUUAAUCUAACUCUCCUAAAAUAGAACUGCAGGAAAGAUACAACCAGAAAAACUAUAGGGAAAUCGUGCAAUCUACUGCCUUUUCACUGCAUGACAGUAUUUGGUUUCACAUGAAAAAUGAGUGGUUAACUUGAACUUGCCAUAACUGUGUUCAGAAAGAAGUUUUCAAAUUCAUUAUAAAAUGUCAAACAUUAAAGCUACAGCAUAUUCCCACUAUAUACAGAGUUAGCUGCCACACAUAUUGUGGGAUAGGCAUAGUAUUAUAUACUAAUUUAUUUAGCACCUCUUGGGGAUGGCUGAAGUUGAAUUUUCUUGUUCAUUUUGUAAUAUUUAGGCCUUGGGAGGAUUUUUAUUACAAAAAUGUAUACUGAUGCAUAAUAAAUUAACUUUUCAAAAAGACUGCUGAUUUUUUUUU